GCUUCGGCAGCGUUAUUUUGUUCGUCUGAUAUUCACGACCACCUUUUACGCACAGUUCCUCGCGCAAGCCCGCUUCCUCUCCUCUCCGUUGCAGUGGCACUACGUAAACUGCUUAAGCCGCCCGUGAGGUGGGAACUGUGUUGAACGUGACAUGCUUCGCGUCUGGAUGUGCCCCUCAUCCACUGGCUGAGACACUGCCCUGCACGGACCAAUAAGAAGCCCAGCAUAAGUUUGAGACUGCUGUAGUACAAUCUGCAAACUUUGACACCUUUCCUAUUGAAUGUUAUUAUCUUUUAGAAAAAAAUGGUUCAACAAGUUCCAGAAAACGUAACUUUUCCAAAUGAGGAAGAGCGGAUAUUGGAGCUCUGGAAAAAUCUCAAUUGCUUCCAGGAAUGCCUAAAGCAAUCAAAGAAUAGACCUAGGUUUAACUUCUAUGAUGGCCCUCCAUUUGCUACUGGGCUUCCACACUAUGGCCAUAUCCUUGCAGGAACCAUUAAAGACAUAGUAACCAGAUUUGCUCAUCAGAGUGGUUUUCAUGUUGACAGAAGAUUUGGCUGGGAUUGCCAUGGCUUACCUGUGGAAUAUGAGAUUGACAAGACCUUAGGCAUUAAAGGGCCAGAGGAUGUGGCGAAGAUGGGGAUUGAAGAAUACAACAACCAGUGCAGAGGAAUUGUGAUGAGAUACUCGAAGGAAUGGGAGUUCAGUGUUACCAGAUUAGGACGCUGGAUUGAUUUUGAAAAUGACUAUAAAACUCUUUAUCCUGAGUUCAUGGAGUCUGUGUGGUGGGUUUUCAAGCAACUGUAUGACAAAGGACUGGUGUAUAGAGGUGUUAAGGUCAUGCCUUUUUCAACUGCAUGCAACACUCCACUCUCAAACUUUGAAUCCCAUCAGAAUUACAAGGAUGUUCAAGAUCCGUCAGUGAUUGUGAGCUUCCCACUGGAUGAAGAUGCAAGUGUUUCUCUUGUUGCUUGGACCACUACUCCUUGGACCUUGCCUAGUAAUUUGGCCCUCUGCGUUAAUCCAGAAUUGCAAUAUGUGAAAUUGAGAGAUAAUGCCACAGGAAAGAUUUACAUUUUGAUGGAAUCCAGGCUGAUAGCACUGUACAAAUCUGACAGUGAAUAUGAGAUACUUGACAGGUUUCCUGGCAUUGCUCUUAAAGGCAAGAAAUAUAAACCACUUUUUGAAUAUUUUAUUCAGUGCAAAGAUAAAGGUGCCUUUGCUGUGGUAGUAGACAGUUACGUGAAGGAGGAGGAAGGCACAGGUGUUGUACAUCAGGCCCCCUAUUUUGGUGCAGAUGAUUACAGAGUCUGCAUGGAUUUUGAUAUUAUUCAGAAAGAUUCUGUGCCUGUUUGUCCUGUUGAUGCAUCAGGCUGCUUCACAGCAGAAGUGACUGACUUUGCUGGACAGUACGUGAAGGAUGCAGAUAAGAACAUCAUUAAAUUACUGAAAGAGAAAGGCAGACUGGUUCACAGCAGUAGUUUUAAGCACAGCUAUCCUUUCUGCUGGAGGUCAGAUACUCCAUUGAUAUACAAAGCUGUGCCAAGCUGGUUUGUAAGAGUGGAGCACAUGGUGGAGAAGCUGCUGGAGAAUAAUGCCCAAUGCUACUGGGUUCCAGAUUUUGUGAGGGAGAAGCGUUUUGGGAACUGGCUUAAAGAUGCACGAGAUUGGGCUAUCUCUAGAAACCGGUACUGGGGAACGCCCAUCCCUUUGUGGGUCAGUGAGGAUUUUGAAGAGGUGGUGUGUAUUGGUUCAAUGGCAGAACUGGAAGAGCUGUCUGGAGUGAAAGUCACUGAUCUCCAUCGAGAAAGUAUUGAUCCCCUAACGAUCCCUUCACGCUGUGGCAAGGGCUUACUGCGCCGGGUCCCUGAAGUUUUUGAUUGCUGGUUUGAGAGUGGAAGCAUGCCUUACGCACAAGUCCAUUAUCCAUUUGAAAACAAGAAAGAACUUGAAGAUGCUUUCCCUGCUGACUUCAUUGCUGAAGGCAUUGACCAAACCCGAGGAUGGUUCUACACUUUGCUGGUGCUCUCCACUGCUCUUUUUGGAAGGCCUCCUUUCAAGAACGUAAUUGUGAAUGGCCUCGUUCUUGCCAGUGAUGGCCAAAAAAUGAGCAAAAGGAAGAAGAACUAUCCUGAUCCCAUGAGUAUUGUAAAUAGUUAUGGAGCUGAUGCACUAAGGCUAUACCUGAUCAAUUCUCCUGUGGUAAGAGCAGAAAAUCUGAGAUUUAAGGAGGAAGGAGUAAGGGAUAUACUGAAGGAUGUCUUCCUGCCCUGGUACAAUGCGUAUCGCUUUCUUGUUCAGAACGUUCAGAUCCUCCAACAUAAGGAUGAGGGAAGAGAAUUCCUUUACAAUGAGAACACAGUUAAGGAGAGCCGUAACAUCAUGGAUAAAUGGAUUCUUUCUUUCACCCAGUCGCUCAUUCAGUUCUUCAAAGCUGAAAUGGCAGCUUACAGGCUGUACACUGUAGUGCCUCGAUUAGUGAAGUUUGUUGAUAUUCUGACCAACUGGUACGUUAGAAUGAAUCGCAGAAGACUAAAGGGUGAGAAUGGGACUGAAGACUGCAUUAUGGCCUUGGAAACCUUGUUUAGUGUUUUGUUCUCCAUGUGCAGACUUAUGGCACCAUAUACUCCAUUUAUCACUGAGCUGAUGUACCAGAAUCUGAAGACACUUAUUGAUCCGGCGUCGGUUCAGGAGAAGAACACUGAGAGCAUUCACUACCUCAUGCUUCCCCAAGUGAGGGAGGAUCUCAUCGACAAAAAAAUUGAAAGUGCCGUUUCUUGUUUGCAGUCUGUUAUUGAGCUUGGACGAGUAAUCAGAGACAGAAAAACCAUUCCAGUAAAGUAUCCAUUGAAAGAAGUAGUUGUUAUCCAUCAGGAUCCAGAGGCUCUGGAAAACAUCAGAUCUUUAGAGAAGUACAUACUUGAGGAACUUAAUGUGCGUCAGGUGACACUAUCUACUAAUAAAGAUAAAUACGGAGUCCGGCUGAGAGCAGAGCCAGACCACAUGGUGCUCGGGAAGCGUUUGAAAGGGGCAUUUAAGGUUGUCGCAGCUGCAAUCAAAGAGCUGAAGAGCGAGCAGCUGGAGAAAUUCCAGGAGACAGGCACCAUUGUUGUAGAAGGACAUGAGCUCCAUGGGGAAGAUCUUCGUCUCAUGUACACCUUUGAUCAGGUUGCAGGAGGCUCUGCCCAGUUUGAGGCACAUUCUGAUGCUCAGGUUUUAGUUCUGCUGGAUGUUACCCCAGACCAGUCCAUGGUGGAUGAAGGAGUUGCCCGGGAAGUGAUUAAUCGCAUCCAGAAACUCCGCAAAAAGCGAAAUCUGGUUCCUACGGAUGAGAUUACAGUGUACUACAGAGCGCACCCAGAAGGUGACUACCUGGAUACUGUCAUUAAGGAACAUACGGAUUUCAUUUUUGCAACGAUAAAGGCUGCCCUGAAGCCCUACCCGGUGCCUACCUCAAAAGAAGUUCUCAUCCAGGAGACAACCCAACUGAAGGGAUCAGAGCUAGAAAUCACGCUCGUCAGAGGCGGUUUGUGUCCGUGCGUUGGUCCAGCCUGUGCCUACGUCAACCUCAAAGUUUGCGUUAAUGGCACAGAGCAAGAUGGUGUGUUGCUGCUGGAGAAUCCAAAAGGAGAUAAUACCUUGAACUUCGCUGGACUUGUCGAUGCUGUCUCCUGCAUUUUUGGUCUUAAAAAUUCAAAACUGUCAGUUUUUAGUGGAAAAACAGAACUGAUAAACAAAACUGACUUGCUGAGUCUCAGCGGAAAGACUCUACAUGUGACAACGGGGUCAGCACCUGCGCUGAUCACCUCUCCUGAUGCGCUGCUCUGCCAGUAUAUCAACUUGCAGCUAAUGAACGCAAAGCCACAAGAAUGUCAGAAAGGAACAGUGGGAACCCUUCUAAUGGAAAACCCCGUUGGGCAGAACGGAUUAACAUACCAAGGUCUUCUACAUGAAACAGCAAAAGUCUUUGGGCUCAGAAGCAGGAGGCUAAAAUUGUUCCUGGAUGAAGCGCAAACUCAGGAGAUCACAAAGGACAUCUCCAUGAAGAACUUGAACAUGAAGACUGUCUACGUUCGUGUUAUACCCACCACAGCUGAAUGUUGAGAAUUCCAUUUUUAUGAAUACGACCAUGCAGACUUUUUUCCACAAAAAACGAAGUCAAAUUAAAUUAGUAUGCUUUUAGAUUAACAUCCAAGUUGUGCGCGGUACUUUUAACAUCCCAAACUGCACACAGGAUGUUUUCUACCAGUGCAUGUCUAAUAUGCUGCUCUUUGGUUCAAAUACAAUGUAUUUUCAUUAUGUUAUCUUAUGAUACCGUAAAAGCUGGUCAGAAAAAUGUCAGAACUCCUUAACCUUAGAUAUCUAUGCAGAAAUUUGCCUGAAAGAAAUGGGACUAGUACCUCAGUGAUGCUGCUCUCCGCCUGUCCUUUACGCAGAGGGCGUCUUUGAUUUUCUAAACCAUGGCUUUCCUACAAGGCUGUAUGAUCUAUAUUCCAUGUUACGAUAGCUUUGGCGCUUAUUUAAGGGUUACUAGCUGGAUUUUCAUGAAGUGUGUGGCUGUUGAUUUUAAAAUACUCCCUAAUUUCAACAUUUGGAACAAUAAAUUUGCUUCAUCUCCAAACUCUUGUUUCCCUGAGUUCAAACUACUUUGCUUCCUUACAUUUUCUAGAGAAGAUAAUGCUCAGCACACCGUAUGGAUCAGGAAAAACUAGAGAAACUUGAAAUCGGAACACAUCCAUACUGAAUGCCAGUGACUGUUUGGAUUGUGAUUCUUGACAAUUUGGGGGAUAUCGUUUAGUUAGGGUUUUUGGGGAGGGCUGUUCACUUCAGUUUCAGAUUUCAAAGCAGUUUUAGAUUGAAAUUAGUGUUGGGUUUUUAGUUUUUAUAAUAAUCAAUAUAACUUGCCACAUGUUUUGGUGUUAGCUUGUGUAUCUGUAAGCAAGUGAAAUAACGAGACAACCUUUUUUCAGUUUGAGGAUGUUUUUUGACUAGUCACCUGAAAGUAGGAACUUAAGCGUAGUUAAGUUUCCCCGCGUUUCAGUAGCGUUGUUAAUCAGUGUUGGACCGUGCUAUCGUGCAGCAUACUGACCUUGAGGAGGCGUACGUGCAUGCAGCUGCCUUCGCUCCUGGCCCUUUAUGAGCUUCCUGAGAACAAGAUGACGUACACUGCGAACACCAGUACCGAGAGAGAGACAUUUUGUAAGAAUAACAAAGUCUUGCUUAGCAUGUUUUUCCAUUGCUCUAUGCUUUUCAUCUUUACACUAUGAAUAUAAACCAAAGCUUUUUUUGUGAUAACACUGUUAGUGGGAAUAACUAUAAAUAAAUGUUCUGUGUAACUACUGUGCUCUAGUGGGCCAUACCAAAACUGUAAGUACUCGUUUGAAGUAAAUCAAGUCUCUGGCAUUCAGCUUACAUAAAAAUAUUUUUAUCAGUAUUUAAAAAUGUUAGUGCCUGAACCUACGGAAUCACUGGCCCGUCCAGUUUAAUGAAUAUUGGAUGUCGCCCUCUACCUUUCCCUGUAAGCCAGCUUGCUUAUCUUUUUAUUGACAUACUGACAUGGAAAUAAAAUUUGCCUUUUUUUUUUUCCACAUUAAAAAUGUCCAGGUUAUGUCUUCUGCAAAGGUAAGACUCCUGUUCU
Chroicocephalus ridibundus (black-headed gull) is the source of this 5635-nucleotide messenger RNA. RefSeq names its product isoleucyl-tRNA synthetase 1 (gene IARS1). Bases 304 to 4101 code for a protein of 1265 amino acids. Gene Ontology annotation, biological process: isoleucyl-tRNA aminoacylation. Lineage: Eukaryota; Metazoa; Chordata; Aves; Charadriiformes; Laridae. Gene Ontology annotation, molecular function: tRNA binding; isoleucine-tRNA ligase activity; ATP binding. The record is from RefSeq and is a predicted model, not a curated record. The transcript has 36 exons.